Caenorhabditis sp. 36 PRJEB53466 is the source of this 776-nucleotide messenger RNA. The record is from the annotation of a GenBank genome assembly. Lineage: Eukaryota; Metazoa; Nematoda; Chromadorea; Rhabditida; Rhabditidae.
AUGCAAACUUUUCUUGUGUGGGCCGCACUUUGCGUUGGUGAGUUUCAACGGCAAUUUGAACGAAUCGAAUCAAACGGAGGGGUUUCAGGUGCAUUUGCUCAAUUCAGCUCCAGUGGGCAACAGGACAUCAUUAAUGCUCACAACACUCUCCGCUCCAAGAUUGCCAAAGGAACCUACGUUGCCAAGGGAACUCAAAAGCCAGCUGGAAGCAACAUCCGAAAGAUGGUGACCUAGAAUAGGAGUACUAAUAUUAUCUGAGAAUCUCUUCAGAAAUGGGACACCUCAGUGGCCACUUCUGCUCAGAACUACGCUAACGAAUGCCGGAGUAGCCACUCUGGAGUUGCCGGACUCGGAGAGAAUAUUUACUAUUACUGGACUAGUCUGCCCGUCACCAGCCUCGAUAAGAUAGGAUUAAAGGCUUGUGCCGCUUGGGAGAAGGAGUUCCAGGACUACGGAUGGAAGUCCAACCUCCUCGAUAUGAACCUCGUCAAAACUGGAAUCGGACACGCCACGCAGAUGGCUUGGGCCGACUCGUACCUCGUUGGAUGCGGAGUGAAGAGCUGCGGAAAGGACUCGAAAAAAUACGGACUGAAUAGGGUCGUCGUCGUCUGCCAAUACAAGCCACAGUGAGUCGCGCAAAGUGUGAGAGUAGAAACAGAAAGUGAUGGAUUUACAGAGGAAACUACUUAACCCAGAACAUCUACCAGUCGGGAACCACUUGCUCCGCCUGUCCAUCUGGAACUUCAUGCGAAAAGUCUACUGGACUUUGCGCUUAA